Molecule: messenger RNA, 2669 nt
Organism: Stylophora pistillata
Lineage: Eukaryota; Metazoa; Cnidaria; Anthozoa; Scleractinia; Pocilloporidae
Product: fascin
Biological process (GO): cell migration; establishment or maintenance of cell polarity; actin filament bundle assembly
Cellular component (GO): cytoplasm; actin cytoskeleton
Molecular function (GO): protein-macromolecule adaptor activity; actin filament binding
Source: RefSeq, a predicted model, not a curated record
UCACACCACAUUGUGAUCACACAUUGCGCUCUCCUCUCAAGUUCGGACGCGUCGUUGAUCGCUCGCUGAUUUUCUCACGUCUUGCCCUAGGUUGAAUAAUCACCGUUUUUACCCAUAGUUGAAAGCGUUUGCCGAGUAGAAAAUUCGACUCCUCUAGAAAAUAUAAUGGCUCCUAAAACGUUUAAAUGGACUCUGGGACUCUUGAACAACGCCAGUAAGAAAUAUCUCACGCUCGAAACAUUCGGUUUCAAGCUGAACGUCGAUGGAGCUUCGAUGAGGAAGAAGCAGAUAUGGACGCUGGAACAGGACCAAGGCAGCGACAUCUGCUAUUUUCGGAGUCACUUGAACCGGUACUUGUCUGCUGAUCCGAAAGGCAACAUGAAGUGCGAAGAAGAAGAGCGUACAGAGGAAACGAAAUUCACGGUGGAGACGCAAGCCAGCGGAAACUGGGCAAUAAAGAGCGUUCACGGGGCUUACUUCGGAGGAGCAGGUGAUCAGCUGAAAUGCGUGGCUAAACCAUCAACAACUGAGCUUUGGUCGAUUCAGCUCGCCAUGCACCCGCAAAUCAAUGUGAUGAGCUCGCGAAGGACACGCUACGCGCAUCUCGACACCAAAACCGAGACUAUAACAGCCACGGAGAUUAUUCCAUGGGGAGCAGACGCUAUGCUCACCCUCGAGUUCGACGAAAAUCAAGGAAAGUACGCUUUUGUAGCCAGCAAUAAAAAGUACUUGAACAGCGACGGCUCUCUGAAUGAAGAUCCCAGCAAAAAAAGUCUAUUCACCAUUGAGUUUCACGAGGGGGAGGUGGCCUUCCGAACGGACAAAGGCAAUUAUCUAGCAGCGGUGGGAACGGGUAAAAUCCAAGCCGGGAAAAACACCACCGUCGGAAAAGACGAGCUUUUCGUUAUCCAAGAUAGCCCGCCGCAGGUUUCAUUCAUCGGCCAAAGAGACAGACGACUCUCGAUUCACCAAGGAAUGGAUGUGAUCCUGAGUCGCCGUGAUGAACUUGAAGACACAGAGAUAUUCCAGCUGGAAUUUGACAAGACCAGUGACAAGGGACAAGUAGCAGUGCGUGGAACCAAUGGCAAAUACUGGUACCUGGGUGAGAAGGGCAUGACAGCUUCAGCAGAAACACCAGGAGAUAACUGCUGGUUUGAGCUGGAAUGGCAUGGAAAACAGAUUGUUUUCAAAGCUGGAAAUGGGAAGUACAUCACAGGCAAGGACAAUGGCCAUCUUAUUGAAGGCAGUGAUGAAAUUGACCAGGAGAGAGGGUUUCAUGUGCCAGAGCUUGUCAACAGACCCAUGCUGGUCCUGCGUGGUGAACAUGGCUUUGUUGGAGUAAAAUCUGGAAAAGAUUUAUUAGAGAGCAAUCAUUCUAAAUAUGAUGUGUUCUUUGUGAUGAGCAAGAAUGGUUCAUACAAGAUCCGUACUGACUCUGGUAAGUACUGGUGCUGUGAUGAAAAAGGUAAUGUAGUGUUGGCAAGUGACGAAGGUGGUGCCCAUGAGUACAGUAUUGAACUUCCCAAGUACAACAGAAUGGCAAUAAAAGCUGCCAAUGGACUUUACCUAGAGGGGCACCAGAAUGGAUCCCUUUGUGCCUCAGGAAAGUCACUUGGAAAAAACAGUUUAUGGGAGUACUAGAAUGCAAGUGGAGAAUGAAUUAAUAAUUUUUCAAACUUAGACAAUAUUUUUGAACCCAGUAAGCUGAAACCAUAACAGAUGAUUUCUAAUAAAAAUUCUAAAUUUAAUUAAUUCUCCUUAGUUGUGAAUGAUAUUGUUACAUUUGCGUUAUUAUAAGAAGGUUAUGGUUACUUCUGAGUGUAAGUGGCUCUAAGAUUUAUUUCAGUUGUCACACUUGUAUAACAGCCUUAAAACCUGAAAUGGUGACUUAAAGACAAGGUUAGAUUGUGUCUACUGGUCCAGUGACACCUGCCUUCCACAUCAAAAAAGUAACGUCUUCAACCAAGGUUGUUAGCUUGCUCAAAAUUAAUCUCAAGCAAUUGUUAUUAUUAUCAUUAUGAUUAUUAUAGUUGUUAUUAUAAUUAGCUUGUUUACAAUUGUGUUCAUUUAUGAGGCAAAAAACUUUUGCUGGUAAAUAACCUGAAUUUCCCAACAUUAAAAAAGAAAACAAGACAUAACAAAACAUAAUAAUUAUAAUAAGAAAAUCAUUUAUUUAGGUGGCAAAUACUGGAGAAACAGUGAAGUUUUUUCCAAUCAUUGGAUGUGGUUCAGAAAGAAUCUCUAAUAAAAAUGUUCUGAAAUAAUUUGUAAUCAGUUGGAUUACAAGAGUAUACUUAGUUACUGUUCAUUACCACUAAAAACAGAGCUUUCAGAGGGUACUGAGUACAGAGAAAAUCUAUCUUUGACACUUUUUUUAACAGCUCUAAACAAUAUAAAACUAAAAGUGUGCACUAACUACACCUACAGUCCAGGUUCCAAAAGAGAAAAAAAAAAUUUUUUUAAGAAUAAUUGUUAUGUCAAUGACAGUACUGCAUACACAGUAUCUUGUGCAAGAACAAGUUAGUUUUUGGGUUUGAAUAUCAAGGAACAAAUUGACAAUGUCAAAAAUUGUGAAAAUAAAGACUCCUUUCAUUUAAAAAACAUGAAAUAGUGAAGUUGUAAACCCUGCAUUUGUUUUGAGCUAUGAAUAAAACUGUAACAUCCCUAUA